Messenger RNA from Oryzias melastigma (Indian medaka), 3233 nucleotides. It is a transcript of the gene tbx21, whose product is annotated as T-box transcription factor 21. Gene Ontology annotation, cellular component: nucleus. Lineage: Eukaryota; Metazoa; Chordata; Actinopteri; Beloniformes; Adrianichthyidae. Bases 1098 to 2957 code for a protein of 619 amino acids. Gene Ontology annotation, molecular function: RNA polymerase II cis-regulatory region sequence-specific DNA binding; DNA-binding transcription factor activity, RNA polymerase II-specific. Gene Ontology annotation, biological process: regulation of transcription by RNA polymerase II; lymphocyte migration; cell fate specification. The transcript is spliced from 6 exons. The record is from RefSeq and is a predicted model, not a curated record.
CUCCGCCACUGGAUUUAAGUGAUUUUUAACACCUUUCUUAUCUUUUUUUUAAUGUCAAUACCCCCCAAAAAACAUAUUUUUCUAACAAUUCCCAUGUUAGAAACUCCUGGAAGUUUUAGAGAAAUAAUUUUCUUGAUUUUUGUUUAGCUUUUUUAUUUUUUUUAAUUAUACUUGAGUGAGGAUUGUCUUCAAAAAUGAAACAGAAAAUGAUUCAUUUAGUGAUUAAGAUGGGAAAACAAAAGUAAAUUUGUCUGAUUCAUUCUGCAACUGAGUAUUGUCAAGGAAAAAUGUAAAAAAAAAGUGCGCAGAGUGGGCGGUGUGUGUUUCAGACAUCAUCUCAGUGAUAAGUAACUAAAGAAUUACGUUUUAAAAAAUAAAAUCCCUGACGUAAUUUAGAGUUGCUGUGAUUUAUUUAGUUUUUUCUGAUAAUUUAUUCCUUUUCAGCUCUAAAACAAAAUCCCAACUUGAAUUAUUUAUGUGAAAAGCUUUCAUCAGCACAAAUUCAGGAAUUUUUCAGACACUUGCGCGGCGUUUAGAAGAUAAAGGCUCCCCUCCUUGUGUCCUUUUUAAAAAUCUCCAGUGGCCUGGAUUUAUUGAAAUAAAUUCUCCUCUAACGGGGGUUUUACAGUCCAGCAGUUCCAGGGCGGCGGGUGUGCGUCUGUGCGCGCGUAAUGUGCGCUCAGAUGAGGGGAUGGCUCUGUCAUAUGUGGAGCCUAUCGCGUUUCCUCCCCUCCUUGCAUCAGACACACCUCCAGAAUAUGACCACUUACUAUAUCACAGGUUAGAAAGUGGAGCAUGAGUGUGAGCCUCUGCUUAUGUCUCCACACCUCAAAUAAAAAGAAAAAACAAAAAUUUACUCUUGUGGGCAAAACAAAAAGAAAAGAAAAAAGUUUUUGGAGCUAAAAUAGGAAGGUUUUUACUCCUCUGAACGACUGGAGUUGAAAUUCACACUAUGUCUGUGCGCUUAGAGUCAUAGGUGAGGAGAACAGUCCAGUUUUUGGUUUGUGUUUUUAUUUUGACCUUGUCAAUGUUCUGAUUUCAUUGGACGCCUGCGUAAAACUUAUGACAUUUGGCACAGUGCGGGAGCGAGGCUGCAAAUGGGCGGUAUAGGUGGCAACCUCUACCUCAGCAUGUUGAAUGGGACUGAAACGCAAACUUUCGGAAAGAGCGCCGACAUCAGCAGUCACCUCCACCGCGGCGGCAAGGACCUAGCCGAGUUUAAGAUGGGGAUUCAAGACGCCAGGUUUUACUAUCCAGACUCUGUUCCCAGCGGCCAGGACGCGCUGUCUCUGCCCUACCACUCAGAGCAGGCGAUGGGAGCGUACGGAGCGCAGCCCGGCAGGUUUUACGCGCAGACUCUCGGCAGCUGUCCCUACAGCGGCGUGCGCUCCCCGCCGAGGAGCGCAGCCGCGCAGGGGUUCAUUUCCACGGCGGGAGAUGGGUUCCCCGCGGGAGGGAAGGACGUGUAUGCUUCCAACCCGGAGAACUACCCGGCGAGCUUUCAGCACGGCUACCAGCGGUCCCCUCUCUACCCUUUACCUGGUCUACAGGUGUGCGGCAAAACGCAGGCGCUGCUCAAUAACUAUCCACUGUGGGCCAAGUUCCACAAGUUCCAAACGGAGAUGAUUAUUACCAAACAGGGCAGAAGAAUGUUCCCCUUCCUGAGCUUCAACAUCAGCGUUCUGGACCCUUCUGCCCACUACAACGUCUACGUGGACGUGGUUUUGGCGGAUCAACAUCACUGGAGGUACCAGGGCGGCAAGUGGGUCCAGUGUGGGAAAGCAGAGGGCAACAUGCCAGGGAAUAGGAUGUACAUGCACCCCGACUCUCCAAACACUGGAGCUCACUGGAUGAGACAGGAAGUGUCCUUCAGCAAACUCAAGCUCACCAACAACAAGGGCAGCACCAACAACACAGCCCAGAUGAUCGUCCUCCAGUCGCUUCAUAAGUACCAGCCUCGUCUUCACAUCGUGGAGGUGAAGGAGGACGGCUCAGAAGAUCCCUUCCUGUCAUCCAAAGCUCAGACCUUUGUUUUCCCUGAGACUCAGUUCAUCGCUGUCACUGCCUAUCAGAACGCAGACAUCACUCAGCUGAAAAUAGACCAUAACCCCUUCGCGAAAGGUUUCCGCGACAAUUACGACACGCUCUACGCCCCUCCUGACUCGGAGCGCCUCACCCCCUCCCCCACGGAGAGCCAGCAGCUGCUGCCAGGGAGCUGCUACCCCCAAGGCUACCUCUCUGAGCAGUACAUGAGCCCGCUCCCCCAGAGCCGCUUCUACAGCCGUGACCCCAUGGGCAUGAGCCAGCAGCACAAAGACGCGCCAUCCAGCCCGGGACCCCACAGCCGGUGGUACCUGCCGCCGCAGCAGACUGUGGCCCCAAACCGGCUUGACUUCACUUCCCCAUACGAGGGGGACUUCACGGGAAAUGGUUUCUACAAACCUUUCCCUCUGCAGACAUCCGCCCACCAUGCCCUCAGCUACUACCCAGACCACCCUUUUGCCUCCUCCAGUGUGUCUGUCUCAGGAGCCACCUCUGCAGGCUGGACCACAAGCAGGCCCACACCACAGUACCUCAGCCACCCCAACAAACCCGGUCCCAGUCUGGGCUGGUACAGACCCAUAUCGUCGUCCUCCUCGUCAUCCUCAUCUUCCACUUCACCUGGCCAUCCGAGGCUACAUCCUCCACCGCUCCUCGAGUCCCUGCAGCCCCCGCUGCCGCAGGACAAGGCCAAAGACAGUGUGGGGGUGGAGGACCCCUGGCUCGAACCGCCUUCUGUGAAGUCCGCAGACUCAGUUGACUCAGGCCUGUUUGAGGGUGGUGUUGGGGACAGCAAGAAGAGGAGGGUGUCGCCCUACACGUCCAGCACUGAAAACUCCCCACCUCCGCGCAGCGCAGAGGUCUGCGACAAAGACAGCAACAGUGAUGCAGACUACUACGGCUAUUACACCCACUGAAGACCUCCCAGCAGUCGCUCCUGAACCCCCUUCCCCAUCAUAGACACACACGGGUAGCACCACGGUCCAGCCUCAUCCAAGGCCUCAGCUCCAGAGACUCUCAAAAGUCUCAAAUGAUGGCAGGAGGAACUUUCAAGGAUUCUGUCAAAGUGAAUAGAAGUGGAUGUGACCGGGACACUGCCCUGCGGCCACACCAACACCAAGCAGACAAACAGAGGUGUGACUAAAGUCUUCGAAACAUCUGGAGAUUUGAAGAAAAAAAAAACGAACAAAAAA